Messenger RNA from Aphanomyces invadans, 1920 nucleotides. RefSeq lists its product as hypothetical. Gene Ontology annotation, molecular function: glycerophospholipase activity. The coding region runs from base 1 to 1920 and encodes 639 amino acids. The record is from RefSeq and is a predicted model, not a curated record. Gene Ontology annotation, cellular component: cytoplasm. NCBI's taxonomy places the organism in Eukaryota, Oomycota, Saprolegniomycetes, Saprolegniales, Verrucalvaceae. The transcript is spliced from 10 exons.
AUGGCGGACGAAGGGCGGACAGUGGCGCUGACGACGCGCAACGUCAUCGACGUUGCCGUGAGAGACAUUGCGUCGUGGUCGACCGCGGCGUCGAAUGUUCUCCUCGAUCACACAAACACCUCCAACGAGACGAUCUUGGUGCUAGCGGCUUGUGUGGCCCGUUUGAUCGAAGCGGUGGAGGCGUGCAAGGCAGCCGCACAAGUUGUGUUGGACCAGUUGAAAGUGCAAUGCGAACCUGAGAGGUCUCCGGCGGAGACACGGGAUGCUCCAGUCGAAGCCACGUCCGGCGACAGCGCCGAGCCCCACUCGACCACUGACACGUCCGGCGCGUACCUGACCAAGGACGAAGUCGACGCGCUCAAAGUGCCGUCUACUCCCGUCGACACGUCCUCGACAUUUGAGCCCGAGCUGCACUUGGACCCAUUGAACCACCUCCUGUUUGUCAUGCACGGCAUCGGCGAACUCUUUCACGAUUGCAAGUGGCACCCCCGACCUUCCGCGAGCUCCUUCGCACGAUGCGCAAUGCGAUCGUCUCGGAUGUCCCCCUGUCGCUCGAAGUGCAUCGAGUGGCACAACGAGGUGCACGCGACCGGCGUCGACACGGUCUUUGACCGGAUUGCCCCCGAUGGCUCGGACAAGAUCCGACAAUUCAAUAAGCGAUCGUUCAUGGACGUGCUGUACUACACGGCCCCCAAGUUCGCCCAACUCAUCACGGACUCGGUCACGAACGAGCUCAACACCAAGCACGCCCCGUCGUCCAAGCGUCUCGCAUCCGAGCAUACCUCGAUCGGGAGUCGGGUGGAAUGGCCGCGAUCUUUGCGCACUCGUUGGGGACGAUCCUCGCCUACGACAUCCUUACCCACGAGCGCUGGCGACGUCUCGCGCAAUAAUGUUCGCUAUGGCGGUCUCGAGUUCCCCGUCGAGAAUUUCUUCUGUGCAGGGUCCCCCGUCCCGGUCAUGGUGCUUUCUCGAGGCGACAUCGACGCGGACGGACACGGAGCGCUCACGGAACCGAUCAAAAUCCCCAAGCCACACGUGUGCAUGUGCCAACUCGUUCCAGUCGAGUUGGUCGCGGCGGUCGCAUUCAAGUCGAGAUCGUUAGCCGCCGUCGCGGCUGCCUACGACGCGAUCGACCCCAACCGAUCGCGCCACGACUUUAUGCUGCGCAAACAGCCCGGCGAAGGCGUCCUUGACCUGGCGUACGCCCCGUUUUCCCAUUCUUCAUACUGGGAUGUCGCAAGACACGGGGCGUUGUUGACGUCGGCGGUGGCGAGCUCACGGGAUGUUGCACGUGGUGGACGAAAUCCGUCGGUUGUCCCCGCACCUCGCUUGACGACCAUGGCGUCCGUGCGCGAUCACACGACGGGUGGAUGGUCCUCGAAAGUGAUCUGCUUGGGCCACCACCAUGUCUACGUCGUCGAGUCCGUUGCAGAUGUCGCGUGCCAGAUCCGAUGGUCCAUCUCGUUGAACGCUGCAACGGUCCGUGUGGAAGCGGUCGAGUCGGACCCGUUGGCGUUCAAAGUCGUGCCGGACACGUCAAGCAAGAUGAGCUACAUGCCGCCCAACUCGUCGGCAAGUGGUCCGCAACGGAUCAAAGCAUCGUCGCCGAAACAGCGCGACGAGUGGGUGCGUGCGAUACAAGCAGCGUUGGAGCCCCAAGAUGAUGACGAGGCGUACAUGCUCAACGCGCAUGACGUCCAGUUGCCCGUGGGGGCGUCCGUGGGGUACUUUGGGGCGCGCCAGACGGGUCGACUGGGUUACAUGUGGGGUUUCAAGUGGUUUGUCCUCUCCACGACUGCAUUCGAAUGCUACGACAACGUCCCCGCCGUCGACAAGAGGACCCAGUAUCCGUUGGACAAGUGGGCGAACGCGAUCCGCGACACCAACGGGUGCGCCGUCCUCGGCGACGACAUGCCCUAG